Molecule: messenger RNA, 3000 nt
Organism: Hevea brasiliensis (rubber tree)
Lineage: Eukaryota; Viridiplantae; Streptophyta; Magnoliopsida; Malpighiales; Euphorbiaceae
Exons: 4
Coding region: 298-2676 (792 amino acids)
Source: RefSeq, a predicted model, not a curated record
UCGUCUCGACUCUCCAGUUUCCAUGGAAUUCCCGCCACUCUGAUUAGAAGACUUGCCGUAAGCAACUCAAAAGCUCAAUAUAGCAUAUAUUUUCUAGGCCCCACGCUAACCAGCAAAUGAAUUGUCGCCACGUAAUGCCCUCGACCUCCCUUAAAAACCCGCCAUUUGCCCCUCUCAUUUAAAACUUUUAAAACUAAACCCCUCCGUUCUUCAUUUUUCUUCUCCUUCCUUUGCUCUGCACCAAACAAAACCCUAGAACCCCAAAAUCCCUGUUACCCUCCACACCACUUACUUGCCAUGCACCCUCACUCCUACACGGUCGAUUCCCUCUCCAAAUCACAAGGACUCGCCUCUGCUAUCCUUGCUUCCUCCACCUCCGCCCACAUCUUCUCCGUCUGCUCUUCCAUCGACUCCUUCUUACGCUCUCACACACCCGAUCAGUCUCGCCACUUCUUCUCCCUCACCUUCCCUACCCUAAUCUGCAAGCUCUACGGCUUCGGGGACGCUGCAUCGCCCCCUAAUGGAUCCUACCUCCCGUCAUCCAACGGUGGUUGGAUCAAUAUCAUCCUCCAAUCAAACGACUCUGAUCUCGCUUCUAGAGUUUUCAGUCUACUUGCACCAAAUGGCAUUAUUUUCCAGUCAAUCUCUGCUGUUGAUCGUCAAUCGCUGGUGAAAUACGUGUUCCCGAUCGAGCGAUUGCCGGAAUGGGCCCGGUUCAUACUAUCAAGCGAGAGAGAUUGUCAGGUCUUAAACAAUCUUUGCCCUCUCUUUAGAGGUAAAAUUAAGGAGGAUUCAAUUAAAGGCUCUUCAUAUUACCAAGUCCAGUUAAACGUUUUUGAGUAUUUCAUGUUUUGGUUUGCUUAUUACCCUAUUUGCAAAGGCAAUUGUGAAAAUUUAAACAAUACACCUACGCAAAGAACCAGAAAACUAAAACUAGAAAGUUGGACCUCGUCAUUUCCUGUGUUUUCGCAUUCUAAGCGUGGAAAUGAACAGAAAUUGGAGCAUAAUCUCUAUGUGCGGCUUUUAUAUGCCUAUCUGCGUGCUUUUGUUCCUGUACGUGACUUAGAUUUGCAUCAACCCUAUCGUAGCUCGCUUUUGCAUUAUGGACGUGGAAAUGAUGGGUCAAUUUUGUUGAGAGCAGAGUUUCUUGUUGAUACAUUGGUGCACUAUUGGUUGGUUGAUAAUGAUUUCUCGCCAUUGCCUGUUGAUGUCUGCAAGUCAUUUGGAUUGUCAUUUCCACUUAGGUCAGUUUUAGGUGAGAAUCCACCAACACCUAAUUUAGGUGAGAUGGUGAAGUUACUGGUUAAAUACUUGAACUUGAGUGCAACUGUGGUCAGAGACGGUUCUAACAGUGUGGAGAGCUCAAAUUGGAGUGGGGUUUCUUUAGGUUCAUUUGAUUUGAAAUUAAGGGAAUUUGCUGCAUCUGUGAAUGAUUCGAUGUGUGUGGGUGCCUCAUGGAAUUCGUGGAUUCAGAGACCAUUUUAUAGGUUUGUUUUGAGAACAUUUCUAUUUUGUCCAGUGGGGACUUCUAUGAAGAAUGCUUCACAGGUGUUUUUGGUUUGGGUUAGUUAUUUGGAGCCUUGGAAGGUGGGUUUGGAUGAUUUUAUAGAGUUUGAUGCUAUCGUGGAUGGGUUGGGAAAAGAUUUGAAGAAGGAUAAAGAGGGCAGCAAGGAGGAUGGGUAUUCAUCUCUGUGGCAGGAUUAUGUGUUAUCUAAUUACUUGUACUACAGUUCCUUAAUUAUGCAUUUCAUUGGGUUUGCACACAAGUUUCUUCACACUGAUCCAGAACUGAUAGUCCAGAUGGUGUUGCAGGUUAUGAAAAUACUCACAUCAUCUAAAGAGUUGACUGAUCUAAUAAAGAACAUGGAUGCCGUUUUUCAUUCCAAACAAGCUGGACCGAGCAAAUUGAUGCAUAACAGCUUAUAUAGAUAUGUUCCCUUGAUUCUUGUACAGUUGCAGGACUGGGAGGAUGGUUUAUGUGAGAGUGAUGCUGAUGGAUCUUUCUUGCGUGAGAAUUGGAACAAAGAUUUAAGACUCUUUAGUGAUGGGGAAGAUGGUGGACGACAGCUCCUUCAGUUGUUUAUAUUGCGGGUGGAAGCUGAGUUGCAAACUAGUUCUAGUGAUAACCUUGCAUACAACCUGCAGCUUAUAGAUUCUUUGAAGGCACAGGUAAGCUGCUUGUUCGGUGGUUAUACUGUAAAACCAAUUUCAUUUCCCCUGGAAACAAAACAGCAUGAACAUUUGCGAGAUGAAAUAUUCAAGCCAAGAAGGGUUGGCAAUCAGGCAUUGGCUGAUGUCAAAUAUAAGGGUGACUGGAUGAAGCGCCCAAUCUCUGAUGAUGAGGUUGCGUGGCUUGCAAAAUUGCUUGUGUGGUUGUCAGGCUGGCUGAAUGAGAAUCUGGGGCUGAACCAAGCAGGGAACAGUGAUGGAGGCUCUAAAUGGUCAUAUGUGGAGGUGUCAAGUGGGAAGGAAAAUGUAUGUGGGCCCUCAGAGACGAUGAAAAUGGUGUUAUGUGCUAUUGGUUCUUGGUUCGUUACACUGGGUGCCACAACAGUCGGGCUAAUGAGAAAGCAUGGUCUGAGAAUAAACCUCAGGAUACUGGCAUCAAAGAAGAUUGUGUUGUUUUUGUUGAUGUCUGCUCUAUUCAGUAUAUCGAAGAAGGUUUUUAUUUCAUAGUGUAAAUAAGAGUGAAGGAAAUACUGGGGAGGGGAAAAAAUAUAAAAGAUCGGAAUAGGUUUGAACAGAAAAGGCACUUAAAAAGAGGGGUUGAAAGAAAAAUGUACUUUUCUUGAUGUAUGGCAAGUUUCUUCCCUUUUUCUUUUUUUUUUGUAAAUAAGCAUGAAAAUUUUUGUAGGGCUUUUUUUUUUUUUUUUUGGGCUCUUCAAAUGUGUUUACAUAAGUUCUGUAUUUUCCUCCUUGUCUCCACUCCUCUUAUAAUUCCCUGCAUUUCUGGCUGACUUCUGGUUCUAUAUGAAUAGUCCUUUUGUAGAGUUUUGUAAA